Clupea harengus (Atlantic herring) is the source of this 3667-nucleotide messenger RNA. RefSeq names its product up-regulator of cell proliferation-like. Gene Ontology annotation, molecular function: GTP binding. Lineage: Eukaryota; Metazoa; Chordata; Actinopteri; Clupeiformes; Clupeidae. The record is from RefSeq and is a predicted model, not a curated record.
CACCUGGAGGACAACUUUAGACGGAAGCUCACACUCAGCUCAGUCCUGGAGAUCAACAGAAACACUGUGUCUGACAGAUCAGCACAAAGUCUGGAGCAGCUACCACGGACCUUCUUAAGGAAACUGAUGAUGUCCAAUUUAAAUGCAAGACAUAUCAAAUGUGCACAAGACCAGCCAAUGUAUGAUUAUAAUUUAACUGAUGCUUAUUAUGAUUCUGAUGCCAUAAAUCCUCUAGAUUUGAUCACUGCUCUUUUCCACUGCUCAGAUCCUUUCCUCCUGCAGGAAAUGGUCUCCAAAAUGUCCAUGUGCCAGUUUGCUGUUCCUUUGCUGUUACCAAACUGUGACACACAUCAGAGCACUCUGAUGCUGUGGGCCAUGAGAGACCUGGUUAAAAAGUUCAGACCUAACUCUCUAGCAGGUGACAGGAUAUUUGUAGAGGGCAGGAUCGUAGAAAUGGACAUCCCCAUGGUGUCUUUUGUUAGACUAGGAGAGAGCAGUCUGCCAAAGUCUCAAACUCUGAACAAGUUGCUCAGUAAUCCUCAUCAGCUCAAUGACACAUUUGUUCAACGUGACAUGGAGUGUGGUGAUGUGCCCAGGAGAAUCUCAGAUGGUUUGGUUGAAGUCAGCUGGUAUCUACCCUGUGGGAACACAAACAUUGACAUGUUCACACAGCCAGUGGCCAUAGCCAAUCUGAGAGGAGAUGGCAGGUUGUUUAAGACCCAGAUGUCCUUCCUGUGUCAGACCUCAGCUGCAGUUUUCAUCUUCAGUGAUGACCUAGAGGGAGACCUCAGCACUCUGAACAACAGAGAGAGCAGAGCUGAGCUGUUCCUGGUCACCAACUCUCAGAGGAAGGCCUUCAACAAGGAGACACUCAGGGAUGCAUGCAGAAAGCACAAGGUGAAGGAGACCAAUGUGAUUGUCAAGAUAAAGAAGAAUGAUGCAGAGUUUGUAAAGACUUUGCGUGUCCAGGUUAAUGGUGUCAUUGAACAGAAUCCAAUUAAAAUGAGAGUGAAAGACAUGGCUGCUGUUGCUGGACGUGUUGGUUUUGUGGUUGAUGAGGACUGCACUGAGUGUAGAAAUGGCAAAGCAAAUGCUGAAGGCAUCACUGAGAGCAUUCAUGAUGUUGUGAAAUUCAAGGAAGACCAAUUGCCUUUACAUGGUAAAAUCUGGAAGCGAAUCAGUCAGAUAGAAAAAGAGAGAUGCAGAAUGCGGAAUGUAGGCAAAGACAUAGAGAAAUACAAGAGUAAACUCAAGACAGAAGAAGCAAAACUCAGAGAGGAACAGCAGCAGAAGGCUUUCUCAGACGCCAUGAUCAAAUUCACUGCUGGAAUCUCAGAGUCAGGAACACAGCGUCUCUACUUCCUGAAGUGGCUGAAGAUUCAACUGGACACCCACUCUAGACAGAACCUGUCCACACUGAGGGAGCAGUACAAAGACUACUGUAGAAACACACCACAGAAUAAGGAGCUGAUCAAAUGCUUAGAUGAGCAAAUCUCCAACUGCUCGUUGGGUCCUGAGCACUUCUUCCGUGAGCUGUGCCAGCUUUAUGAGUGUGCUUGCUCCCUUCCAGAAAACAACCCAGCCCGACAAAAAGUCCAGCACCUACCUGCUCUGUGUGCUCAGAUGCUGCUGGAUGGGUUUCCAGUUGAGCUGGUCGAUGGAGAUGCAUCUAACAUCCCAAUGAAGUGGAUUACAGAGGUGUUUACUCAGUUACAUCAGCUGGUGGACACCAAGAGUAAGAUCCUGGUGUUGACUGUGCUGGGAGUGCAAAGCACUGGGAAGUCCACCCUUCUCAACACCAUGUUUGGAGUGCAGUUUGCAGUCAGCAGUGGAAGAUGCACCAGGGGAGCCUUCAUGCUGCUGAUUAAAGUCUCUGAGGAACUCAGAUCUGAGCUCAAGUGUGACUUCAUCAUGGUCAUUGACACAGAGGGCUUAAAAUCAUCUGAGCUGGCAGCAUUGGACAUAAGCUACGAACACGACAACGAAUUAGCAACACUGGUCAUAGGGCUCAGUGACAUCACUAUCAUCAAUAUUGCCAUGGAGAAUUCCACAGAGAUGAAGGACAUUCUGCAGAUUGUGGUCCAUGCCUUUCUCAGGAUGAAGGAGGUUGGGAAGAAGCCCAGAUGUCUGUUUGCGCAUCAGAACGUGUCAGAUAUGUCUGCUUAUGACAACAACAUGAGAGACAGGAUUAGGCUGGUGGAACAGCUGAAUGAGAUGACCCAAAUAGCAGCCAGAAUGGAGAGAAGAGAAGCCAACAACACAAAGUUCACUGAUGUGAUGGACUACGAUCCUGACAAGGACAGCUACUACAUCCCUGGACUUUGGCAUGGAACUCCCCCAAUGGCCCCAGUGAAUGCUGGCUACAGUGAAGCUGUCUAUGAACUCAAGAAGAGUUUAAUUGGCUCCUUACAAACAUCUGAUAAUAUCAAGACUAAUGAUGUAACAGAAUUCCUCAGGUGGACUCAGAGUUUGUGGAAUGCUGUUAAAUUUGAGAACUUCAUCUUUAAUUUCAGGAACAGUUUGGUGGCAGAUGCAUACACAGAUUUAUGCACUCAGUACAACACUUGGGAGUGGUCUUUCCAAUCUGAGAUGAACAAGUGGCUUAUAACCAAGGAAACAAUGAUAUCCAAUUUUGGAGUGGCUGAAAAGAAUGUCCAAAUUAAUCUUUUACGUACCAGGCUCAAAGAGUUCUUACAUGAGGCAUCAAAGAAGCUGCAUGAAGAAGAGCAGAAAAUCCUGUCCAACCUUGAAAAAUACUUUCAGCAAAAGGACAGCAAAGUCAGUUUAGUAGAGAAUUACAAACAAGACUUCCAAACAAGUGCCAACUCUCUCAAACGACGGAUAGAAAAUUCAAUAAAACACUCUUUGGAGAAGGCGGUUGAAAUCAGAGAGGGAAUGGAAAAGGUGAAUAAAAUCAAGGACAAGCUAAUGGAUACAAUUGAGAAAAAGGUCCGUGAGUUGCUGAAAGAGUGUAGAGAGAGAAAUGCAGAUUUAUCUGAGGAUGGACUCACCAGAGAAUUUGGGAAAAUGUGGGAAGGAACCAUGUCUGAGCUGUCUGCAGUCAGACUGCCAGAGGUAGAUGUUUAUCAGGAUGUGCACCAUCUGCUCAGAGCAGACUUAAGGUCAAAGGGUGGACAUGUCUCAGAAAUGGUCAACACAGUUGACCUCAAAACUAGUGGACAGGGGGAAUUCCUUGUUAAAACUGACUGGUUUUCCUUAGCAAAGAGAUGCUGGAAGGCCUUCACACAUUUCCAUAAGAGACACCUCACCGCUGAAAUUCAAGAAAACUGUGAUCGCAUCAUCAGACACUGUGACAGUCUUAUUUCAGAUCACAUAAGCGUCAUGAAGAGAAACAACACAGGUUACCAUGAGACGUACAUCAGAGACCUCCUCAAGGCUGUUGAUGACCAGGUGAAACGUCAUGAGCAGAUUAGUGAAGAAUGUGCUACUCAUCUCAAGGUUCAUGUCUGUGGCCGUGCAGCGAGGCUCUUCCAGAAAACACACAAAGAAUUCAAUGUCUGCAACGACCCACGUAGUCGUCUGAUGGAGUUAAAACCCAUAUUUCUGGAAAACUUCUUCAAAUCGUUUUGAGCGAAAAGAUCAGUGCCAGAAGAGAGCUAAACAAUUCACAGAGACCUGUGUGAAGCCAGCAGUUGAAGACUACGUG